AUGUCUCAGCUUGCAAAUGGCACAAAUGGUACAAACGGCACAGGCAACAUCAAGAGCUUGCCUUCCGCUGCGAGACUGGCAAAGGCGCUGUAUUCGGAAUCGGUGAUUGCCAAAGUAUGGAGAGUGGCAGCCAAGGCCCAGGACUCAAGCAAACCCCCGGUGUUGUAUCCCGAAUAUACCGGCAGCGAUGGAUGCACAUACGUCUAUCGAACGCUGGACUUCUGGACCUCGGGCUUCUUCCCAGGAUCCUUGUAUCUCAUUCUGGAGCGCCUGACGCGCUACGAGAAGACAAGCAUUCAUCUCCCUCCUGGCGAUACUGGAUCGACCACGUUCCCCCACAAGCUUCAGCUCGAGCACCUCUGCCGCUGGUGGACAGCCAAUCUGCACCAAAACGCCCGGAAGCGCGAUACCCACGAUCUGGGGUUCAUGAUCGCACCCUGGGCCAUGAAAGCCUGGAAACUGCACCGCGACCCAGAGGCGUACGGCAGUCUGGUGAUGGCGGCCCAUUCUCUCGCCAGUCGGUUCGACGCCACCACGCGGUGUAUCCGCAGCUGGGACGUCUGCGUCACGAACCGCUACUCGUUCACCGACGUCUCGGCGGACUUCCUCGUCAUCAUCGACAGCAUGUUGAACUUGGAUCUGCUGUUCUGGGCCGCCGAGGAAACGAACAAUGCGGAGCUUUAUGACAUUGCGGUGACGCACGCGCGCACGUCACGGAGGCACCAUGUUCGCGAGGACAACAGCACAUUUCACGUAGUCAACUUCUAUCCGGAUUCUGGGGAGGUGAAAGAGAAAUUCACCAACCAGGGCUAUGGCGAUGAGAGCUGCUGGGCGCGGGGACAGGCGUGGGGGAUUCUAGGAUUCGCACAGACGUUUGGGUGGACCGGCGAGUCGGAAUUCCUGGAUACAGCGAGGGCGCUGGCGGAUUACUUCCUAUCGCACUUGCCGGCUGACGGGGUGCCUUAUUGGGACUUUCUGGCACCAGUCACGGACGACAGUCCACGGGAUACGUCGGCGGCCAUGAUCGCUGCCUGUGGUAUGCUGCUGCUGUUCAAGGCGCUUCGGGACACGCCCGAGGGAGACCACUAUCUUCGAGGGGCGUUGAGGAUCGUGGAUGCUACGACCUCAGCUUUUCUUCAUCCACCCACCGUGCACUUCCAGACAACCCGCUCUCCAAAUCAAUGUGAGGUAUACCCAGAAGGGUGCAUUGCGCCGGGAGCGAGUGACGGAUUCGGGACUUUGGGGGUUGUCGAUUCCUCCCGUUCUCGCACCUGCGACACGAUUUUGGACGGGGCCACGAUCAAUAACUAUGAGUUUGCUCCCAGGCGGUGGGCAAACCAUGGGCUGGUAUAUGCGGACUAUUAUUUCUUGCUGUUCGGAAAUAUGUUGCUGGAACUGGGACUGGUUGAUGCGAGAGGGCUCGUUAACUCUAACCAUCAUACAUAG
Aspergillus steynii IBT 23096 is the source of this 1446-nucleotide messenger RNA. Its product is annotated as glycoside hydrolase family 88 protein. Bases 1 to 1446 code for a protein of 481 amino acids. Gene Ontology annotation, biological process: polysaccharide catabolic process. The transcript is spliced from 2 exons. Gene Ontology annotation, molecular function: chondroitin hydrolase activity. The record is from RefSeq and is a predicted model, not a curated record. Lineage: Eukaryota; Fungi; Ascomycota; Eurotiomycetes; Eurotiales; Aspergillaceae.